Scophthalmus maximus (turbot) is the source of this 2016-nucleotide messenger RNA. RefSeq names its product corepressor interacting with RBPJ, CIR1 (gene cirsr). The coding region runs from base 131 to 1516 and encodes 461 amino acids. Gene Ontology annotation, molecular function: transcription corepressor activity. Gene Ontology annotation, cellular component: nucleus. Gene Ontology annotation, biological process: negative regulation of DNA-templated transcription. The transcript is spliced from 10 exons. The record is from RefSeq and is a predicted model, not a curated record. NCBI's taxonomy places the organism in Eukaryota, Metazoa, Chordata, Actinopteri, Pleuronectiformes, Scophthalmidae.
UAUAUCCAACGUAACACUGACUUCAUACGGUCACUUUUGUUUACAAGCGGCGGAAGCGCGGCGGUGACGAGUCCGUUGGCGAAACUUAACACUACGUUUUCACUUGAGACAACGUUAUAGUUCGUCAGCCAUGGGGAAGUCUUUCGCGAAUUUCAUGUGCAAGAAGGAUUUUCACCCCGCUUCGAAGUCAAACAUCAAAAAGGUAUGGAUAGCAGAGCAGAAACUGACCUUCGACAAGAAGAAGCAAGAAGAUCUCAUGCAGGCGUACCUGAAAGAGCAGGACACUUACAACAACAGGUUGUUGAUGGGGGAUGAUCGUGUUAAGAACGGCCUCAAUUUCAUGUACGAGGCUCCACCUGGAGCAUCCAAAGAGGAAACGAAAGAGGAGGGAGAAGACGAUUACAAAUUUGAGUGGCAGAAGACCGCCCCUCGAGAGAAAUAUGCAAAGGAUGACAUGAAUAUUAGAGAUCAGCCGUUUGGAAUCCAGGUGCGCAACGUGAGAUGCAUCAAAUGUCACAAAUGGGGCCAUGUGAACACGGACAGAGAGUGUCCUCUCUACGGACUGUCGGGAAUUAACGCCAGCUCUGUGGCCACAGAGGAGGCAGCAGGUCCGUCGAUGCACCCCUCAGAGUUAAUGGCGGAGAUGCGAAACAGUGGGUUUGCCUUGAAAAAAUGUGUCCUCGAUAGGAAUUCUACCGUUGUCGAUCCAUCACAGGAAUAUGUCGCCAGUGAUGAAGAGGAGGACCCUGAGGUGGAAUUUCUGAAGUCGCUGUCGACCAAGGAAAAGCAGAAGCUCCUCAGGAAACUUGAUCGUCUGGACAAGAAGAGGGCCAAGAAAAAGAAGAGCAAAAAACAGAAGAAGAAAAGCAAAAGAAAGCACAAGAAAAAGCAUGAAAGCAGUGGGAGCUCCAGUGACUCCUCCAGCAGCAGCAGCAGCAGCAGGAGCAGUGAUAGUGGCUCAGAAUCAGACGACCAUGGCAAGUCUAAGAGCCAAAAGCAAAAGAAGAACAAGAAAAAAGAUUCCUGUCGGGAUAACGGCUCCAAGAGUGAGCAGCAAGUCAAGAGUCAGAAAAAGGCCUCCUCUCACAGGAGCAGGUCACCGAGCCCUCGCACCGAACAGAGGAGGCCUGAAGAGGUUCCACGGAGUCACAGACACACACAGGCGGAGAGGGGACGGAGCAGGAGUCGAGAUCGCAGCCCGGAGAACAAGAUCAAGUCGGAGGGAGGUCAAGAGAGACAGAGACACGCCAGCGAGGACAGGCAGAAACCUGGCAGCUCCAGGUCUAGAGUGGAGAGAAGUAGGAGCCGCGACAGAGGCAGGGAGGACAGAGGCACAGACAGGCGUCGCUUCGGAGACGGAGAGAGGAACAGAAGUAGCACAGAUGGAAGGAGAGGCAGAACAGCUGAUGGGAGGAGCAGGAGCAGGGAAAGAGGUAAAGAGAGGGAGGGCAGAGGAAGGAGCAGGAGUAGGGAGAGAAGAGAGAGGAGCCAAGACAGAGUUAGAAGAAAGCACUGAUUCUACUUUUUUUUAAGACCAUAACAAUGAACAUGUAAUGUUCAAGGGUUUAAAUUGUUUUUUUGUCUGUGCAAGUAGUUCUCUCGGUUAUCACACAGAGUCCCUCUAUUUAAAAAUCAAAUUGCUGAUAUUGUGCAUACAAGUCUCCUUUUCCUCCAGCAGAGGGAACCAGUCGACAGUGAAUCUGUGGCUGCAGCUCCUGCUCUCUGGUGUUGUCUUGCAUCUUGUGAAAGGCUCUAAAUUAAUUGAUUACCAUCGGAAGCAAUUUGCAGCUACGAUCUGUUGAUGGGAAAACGUUGGACUCAUGUUCAUGGCCUGUUGGCGGCUAGAAAGACUGUUUCUGUUGCUGCAGUUUUUAUUCCUCCGUACAUUAUGGUUUGUUUUUUAUUAUAAUUUUUUUUAGGAAAUGUUUGCUGUAAAUCAUGCGUGGAUUGCUGUUGACGCCUGCAAAAAAACCAAACAAUACUUUUAUUUUCUGAUUAAAUGUUUUAAUCCUCGAA